UUCCUAAAAAUGUGACAUCAGCAUGCCUUCCAAUGAGGAUUUCUCUGUGAGUAUUUUAGUGGGCGACACAAUCCUGCCAGAAUACCUCCGUGCCGGGAUGUGUUAUGUAGAAUGUGAUUUCUUCUCUCCCUUCAGCUUUAAACAGAAAACAGAGGAAAAAGUUGGAGAUGAAAUAGAAACUCAGGAGCAGCCAGUGACACCAUUUUCCAUUUGUAUAUCAGCAAAACCAGGUCUCAGUGCCUACCAACAUUACUACUACAGGGUGUUCAUUGAUGGCCAGAAAGUCACAUCACGGAGUAUUCAACAAGGGGAAAAUAAAAUCAUCAAAGGCUUUCGAGAUGGAAUUAUGGUGAAAGAGUUUUUGUUUUCGAUGCCCAGUCUGAAGCAAUCACAGUCUGAGGCUCCAUCAUCAGAUCGUGUGGGGUGGAUCGAUGUGGAGUGUUGGAAUGCCACCUUGAAGGCAACAAAAAGAUCAGUUAGAAAUCGCCGUCUGGAUUUUACAUCAGGCUCCAAAAAGGACAGCUUGAGAAUCACACAAGGCAAGUACAUGAUGACCACUACUAAGGCAGGUCGUGUCUUACAGCUCAAGAAUGCUUAUCGUUCGACAGAUUACUGGGACCUUAAUUCCCUCCGAAGUAAACUCUCCAUUAAAUAUGUCACUGCUCAGGACCUGAGAGAUAUGGGUGUGGCUGUGAUCCCUAUUCCAUACCCAGCACAUCUCCCCCACAAUCAAGGGAGGGAACUUAGAGGACAAAGUGUAGAUUUAUCUCAAGGACUUGCCGGAACAGAAUAUGACACAAAGGGAGGUAACAGGGAAGAGACGGGAGAAAAAAUAAUCGUUGAUUCGAACAUUGUGACUCUGGAUGGGAAUAAUGAUCCGGGAAGUUUGGAUAGCGUUAAAGAAGACGUGGAAGUGACAUCACAGAGAAGUGGGACUUCAAAUGAGACUGUGAAGGUUAAGAAAGAGGCUACAUUUCUGGGAACGGACAUUGUGAUUGAUCUGUGUGAUUUAGAUGAUCAGGAAGAUUUGACUUCCAGCAAGGUUAUUGUGUUAGAUUGAAAAGUAUUCUGGUGUUAAAAGCAGACUCAAGAAUGUUACAAAAUCGUAGUGGAGAAAAAAAUUGUGAUGAGAUUAACACUGAACAUUUCCUGAUGUUGCAAAUAACUAGAAAUGGUGUAUAUAUACAUGCAGGUGGACAAAGCAAUAUUUUUUCUUGAGGAUCCAAUGCAAAUAGAUGGAUCAGACUUGCAUGAUAAUUUUAAAGAUUUUUUUUUCUUUUGAUCAUGUUGUUUAAUACAUGUAUUUACCUUUAAUUUGACAGCUACAUAUACAUUGAUUUACUCUGCAUAUUUAAAAAAAAAAAACUUAAUCAGAAACCUUUUUGUU
This is a messenger RNA of Saccostrea echinata, 1387 nucleotides long. RefSeq lists its product as uncharacterized. Lineage: Eukaryota; Metazoa; Mollusca; Bivalvia; Ostreida; Ostreidae. The coding region runs from base 23 to 1060 and encodes 345 amino acids. The record is from RefSeq and is a predicted model, not a curated record. The transcript has 5 exons.